UCUUGUCACACUCUACUUCGCAGCUGUUUCGUGAACUAUAAACUUUCAAAUUCUCAGUUUACUUUUACAUAUCAAAAUAUCGUUAAAGAAAAGUGGCUAUAAAAUUUCUUGCCUCAUUUAAGUCAGUUUUCAUGUUCGUUAAUAAAUUUAAUUACAAUUUGCAUAGUUUUCACGCUGACAUGUUUUGAAUUUACGCAAUCGAUUAAAUACAAUAUCGACAAUAUCUAUGUCUACACAAUAUCUAUAAUAACAAUAAUCCUGACUGAUAAGACUCCCAUUCGUUACGCAGUUUAUUAAUACAUGACGUAGAUGGAGUAUGAUGACGCUUGCAGUCAGCAGUUAGUUGGGUACACUUACUCUAGGGGGGCCAAUAAUCAUGCCAAUCCAAUAGUUAAUUAAAUAAUUAACGAACUAUCUUAACGAAUGCUCUAAUGGAAACGCUGUACCACCAAACAAAUAACACGGUCAAGGAAAUUGAGCAAUGCUUUCAACGACUUGGCCAAAUUACACCUCAGGAAGCGCUUGACGUGGAGAAUGCAAUACAAGUUAAAAUUACCCAAGCCAAUUCUAACUGCGACCGACUCGAUGUAUUGCUAUUCAAGGUGCCGCCCUCACAGCGGCAGAGCUCAAAGCUGCGGAUAGAUCAGCUUAAAUAUGAUUUGAGGCAUUUGCAAACAUCACUGCAGCACGCACGUGAUCGUCGACAGCGUCGGCUUCAGGAGAUUAGCGAACGGGAGCAGUUACUCAACCAUAGAUUCGCUGCAAACAGCACUGCGCCAUCGGAGACUUGCCUUCAAUUGGAUUACGAGCUACAGCAUCACACACAGAUGGGCAAUGCUCAUCGGGGUGUGGAUGACAUGAUUGCCUCUGGUAGUGGCAUACUAGAAAGUCUAAUAUCACAGAGAAUGACGCUAGGCGGCGCUCAUAAGCGUAUACAGGCUAUUGGCAGCACACUGGGGUUAUCCAAUCACACAAUGAAGUUGAUCGAGCGCAGGUUGGUGGAGGACCGGCGCAUCUUUUUGGGAGGCAUGUUGGUUACAUUGCUAAUUAUUGGACUGAUUAUAUAUUAUUUAGUGCUGUAGUAAAACGAAUAUAUCAUGCUCGGAAUUUAAAUUAAAUUUAGUACAUAUAUUUUAAUGAAA
Messenger RNA from Drosophila hydei, 1142 nucleotides. RefSeq names its product probable Golgi SNAP receptor complex member 2 (gene Membrin). Gene Ontology annotation, biological process: vesicle-mediated transport; vesicle fusion. The coding region runs from base 432 to 1082 and encodes 216 amino acids. NCBI's taxonomy places the organism in Eukaryota, Metazoa, Arthropoda, Insecta, Diptera, Drosophilidae. Gene Ontology annotation, molecular function: SNARE binding; SNAP receptor activity. Gene Ontology annotation, cellular component: endoplasmic reticulum membrane; ER to Golgi transport vesicle membrane; SNARE complex. The transcript is spliced from 3 exons. The record is from RefSeq and is a predicted model, not a curated record.